Molecule: messenger RNA, 1080 nt
Organism: Knipowitschia caucasica
Lineage: Eukaryota; Metazoa; Chordata; Actinopteri; Gobiiformes; Gobiidae
Source: the annotation of a GenBank genome assembly
AUGCUCCACCAGAGGCUCCACCAGAGGCUCCACCAGAGGCUCCACCAGAGGCUCCACCAGAGGCUCCACCAGAGGCUCUACCAGAGGCUCCACCAGAGGCUCUACCAGAGGCUCCACCAGAGGCUUUACCAGAGGCUCUACCAGAGGCCCCACCAGAGGCUCCCCCAGAGACUCCACCAGAGGCUCCACCAGAGGCUCCACCAGAGGCUUUACCAGAGGCUCUACCAGAGGCUCCACCAUGCUCCAGCAGAGGCUCCACCAGAGGCUCCACCAGAGGCUCUACCAGAGGCUCCACCAGAGGCUCUACCAGAGGCUCCACCAGAGGCUCUACCAGAGGCUCUACCAGAGGCUCCACCAGAGGCUUUACCAGAGGCUCUACCAGAGGCCCCACCAGAGGCUUUACCAGAGGCUCCACCAGAGGCUCCACCAGAGGCUCCACCAGAGGCUCCACCAGAGGCUCCACCAGAGGCUCCACUAGAGGCUCCACCAUGCUCCACCAGAGGCUUUACCAGAGGCUCUACCAGAGGCUCCACCAGAGGCUCCACCAUGCUCCACCAGAGGCUCCACCAUGCUCCACCAGAGGCUUUACCAGAGGCUUUACCAGAGGCUCUACCAGAGGCUCCACCAUGCUCCACCAGAGGCUCCACCAGAGGCUCCACCAGAGGCUUUACCAGAGGCUCUACCAGAGGCUCCACCAUGCUCCACCAGAGGCUUUACCAGAGGCUCUACCAGAGGCUCCACCAGAGGCUCUACCAGAGGCUCCACCAGAGGCUCCACCAGAGGCUCUACCAGAGGCUCUACCAGAGGGGGGAUCAGACUCCCUACGCCAGGCAAUAUUACAGACUACCAGAGGGGACACUGGAGCUGGCCAAAAUCAGCAAAGUGUUGAUGGCCAUGGAGCAGGGAAGAGUGACGGAAUUCGAAGGAAAGAGCCUCGACCAGAUACAAAUUGAGCCUGAAGGGAGAGCAGUAGAGAUCCUCUCUCAAACGGACGGGCUAAAAGAAACUUCAAGCGGAGAACCUUCAACCAUUCAUCCAGAUGCACCCCAUGGUAGUGGCAGUGCCCCUUCUGAACGUUAG